AUGGCUGGCAGUGAGUCUGACCAGCCGUAUUUCCUACACCCACAAGAUGGUCAGACUAACUCUGUAACAUCCACCCAAUGUCACAACCGUGCUUUACAAUGCAGAUCACCAGAAACUGAUACUACAGAAUUUCAGACCCACUACCAGGAAGAACCGAGAUGUGCACAAGGAAGACCCAUCCAGAAAACGAACACACCCAAAUUUACAAGUCAUGAUGUUUUAUCGAACAAGAAGCUAGAAAGACCCAUGGAGGACAUAGUGGAACGCAACAAGAUAACCCUGGGGCGCAGCACAUCCAAACGUGGCUCCUAUGUGAGGGUGUAUUCACUUAAACAGCAGAUGCCCAUUAAUGUGCAUGAAACUCUUAAGGACACGGCCACUGCAGAAAAUCAGGAGGACAGCUCAGCCCCCGAGCUGGUGUGGCUCCAGAAAACACAGCAGUUAUGGAUCACCCAGAUCAACAAGGAGAAAAAAGCCCAGCGGAAAGAAUACCCCAACCUCUCUCGACAGCAGCCAUCCCCUGCCGUGGUGGUCAAAGCUGAGCUGGGAGACUGUUUGAGUUCCCUUUUAGCAAGGCCAGCUGAUGUAACGCAGCCAAAACCUCAAAAGAUGGCCUCAUCACAGCCUUUGCCCCCCACCAUCCACCUCAACGUCAACCUCAACACAUCAUCCAAUCUUCUUUCAUUACUCCAGCAGAAGGGCCAGGAUGCCUUCAUCAACUUAGCAUCUCUUCAUGGUCGUCCUCAUUGGAGCCCCACAUCUGAUGUUCAACUUGCCUUGUACCCAGGGUGUCAACUAACAAAUCCAGGAAAGUCCUCCCACAUGUCUCGGGAAGGGCUAAAUGCACAGCUUCAUCCCCGAAACCUGGAGAGUGGCCCUAACCAAUGGCAAAGGACAACUGCAUUACAGUGGCCAUCCUGUGAAGGUGAUGACCAGACUUGGAGUUUAAAUGAGGUUCACACCAAACAGUUUCCACAAAACCUUACCAGGACACCAACUACUGCCUCGUCACAGGGCCUGGGCUCGUGCAGAGUUCUUCCACCUAUAGGGAAGCCAAUGACAAGAAAAGAGCCUAAGAUGAGCCCUUGUCAAAGUGUGAAUACGGUCAACCCCAUCCAUGGAAACAGCUCCGACAGCUACCUGGUUCAGAUGGAGAAGCUGAAGCAGCUGAGGGCAAGAGUUACUAACAAGAAGCUGAAGACAGCCAUGGAUCUGCGAGGCCUGCAUCCUGACUACACAGCCAUUGAAAAGACAAAGCUGUAUUCAAAUGUGGUCCGUGAGCAGAACAAAAAGAUAAGUAGGAUUCCCUUUCUACCAGCCAAGGACCUGGAAGGCAGUGACAAGAAAGUUCCCAGGAUGAAGGCCUUGGAAUAUGCCAAGACAAUAGCCAAACCCCCUGUCCAGUCUCAACCAAAACAGAGACAGACACACCAGGCUGAAGGUUUUUCUGAGCACGCUCCUUGCUUGCAGGGUUUGGAUGUGGCCCAGCUGACCAGACUGGAGCUCCUUACCAAACGGCAUGAGGAAGAAAAGCAGGCUGUGUCACUCUUCAGAAAAAUACCUGCUGUCUGAAGCCAGGUUCGGUUUCAGUUCACGUUACAGUAACCAUGGAACCCGGGCUCUGUCUUUUUAAAUUAGCCAGGCCUAGAGUCACAUCAACAAAUCUGCAUACACAUUUUCACACAUUUUUCAAAAAUAAUUAUGAUAAAUUAGAUAAAGACAAUCUCUGAGAAGAACUGAAGCCUCAGCCAGUGUCUUGUGUUACUGUUAAUAUUGUGUGUUAACAGAUCAAAAAAUCACUUCAAGUGUUUGUUUUAAACACUGAUACCAGAAAUGUCACCCGUAGAUUAUCUUAAAAUUUAAAUUUGGCAGUGACUGAGCCAUGAAAUCCAGAUUUGGUCAAGGGGAAGCCGGAGUGGACGUGAUUCUCAAAAUGUCCACCAAGACACGUAAGAAAAAGUGCAAUUAACUAACUAGUUCAACAUUACUGGUUCCAAAACUAUGUUGAAAUAUGUAAAGCACCUCUAACAAAUCAGUCAUAGAAAGUGCUCUGUAGAGUCUCUGCGAAAACAUGUUUUAAGGCAGAUAUUUUAUUUUCUGAUGUGACCCUUAUCUAUGCGGCACCUAUAGGGAAUAUGUGCAUGUCAGGGUUUGAAGAAAAGGCGAUGGCACUUUCUACGCCAACACCCAGAUGUGAUUGGAGUAGAGCAGCCAACUCCAGCAGUAAUAAACCAACUGACCACACACACACUGCAGGGUGUGUUGCUCAGGACCAAAGGAGGUGCAGUGCUGAGUGUGAAGUUGUUUGGAUGAAUCUUUAGCACUGUGGGAUUGUCAUGCCUUGUCUCAAACUUUUAAAGAUUAGAGUUUUUGUAUGGAAUGUAGGUUUGAUACAUUUGACUGAUUUUAGUAGAUACAUUUAUACAUAAUAUAAUAAUAAUAUAAUCAAACGUAACUGUAUAUAGAGAUAUGUACCUGCUCAAUAGUCAGAUAUUACUGUAAGUAGUGUCUCAGACUUUGUGUCAUUGUCAUAUCAUUAAAUGUCACUGAAAACCUGCUGGGUUUAGAUUGAACGCUCUUGUGUGUCAACAGUGACACUGAGCAGUCAUAGAAUCACCAACAGCACUAAACCUUAAAUUUUAUAGUCCACUUCCAACUGUCCCAGACCACUGACUAAUGCCCACACUUCCCAUAUUGUUAUUUUAGUCGCAUUACAUUGUUCACAUCACUGUUAAACCUACAGUAAUCCAGAUAGUCUCUGUUUUGGGUUUGUUUUUCUUUCAUUCAUUGGUCCCUAUGUCUUGUAGCCAUGUUCGUAGUAGUAACUCCUCCCCAACACACAACACUCCCAAGCAGCUCAUUUUACUAAUUGAACCCUCAGAUCAUUAUCAAAGCACUAUUUACCUCUGUGCAAUAUUUUAAUUAGAUUAUAGUCUCUAUUUAACCCAUCAUGGACUCUUUGAAGCUCUGUGUUUUUAGUGUUAAGUCCUCAGAUGUGCGGUUUGAAACAAAUGACCAAGCCCUUUUUAAUUUAAUGAGAAACACUGCCUAUCCAGACUGAGUCUCUUGCAUCUUUUUUUUUUUUUUGGUCCCACCUACUCGUUUUUUGCCAUUGAAAUCCAGUUAAUUGAAGGAGUCUUUCACCGCUAUACAUGAAGGGGGCCAAAUUAGCAUCCCUUUCUGCCCAUUGGGAAGCUAAGGCAGACGUGGAUGCUUUGAUGUGAGAAGUGUGCUUUCAGUAGGCGGCAAGCUUCCUGAAAAUGAGCUGAUGGCCCUGCUAUUAGGCCCAAAUGCAGAUGCGUCCAUGUGUUGCAAAACGCUUAAUCUUUUAAUUGAUCACCUUCUGCAUGGCCUAUUCUCCACAUGGUUUUUUUCCCCGGCUGCCUGUUAAUCAGAAUCACAUUUUGAAGAUGACAUGAAUUGCUUUUCAAAAGGCGGGAAAGGAUGGCAAAUCCAGUACGAAGGAAAGAGAGGAUUUCAGCUUAUUGUGCAAAUGCCCAGAGAGAGAGAGAAAGAGAGAGAGAGAGAGAGAGCUUGUGGGAAAACAAAUUUAAUACACAUAAUAAAGCUGAUUUAAGAUUCUUAAAUGUCUGUGUUUGUGUGGCUCUUACACACAUUUCUAAUCAAGUGUUGUCAAAUCAAUUAUUACAAUAAAUACUUUACUUCCCUUCUACCCUCAAUUGUUAUAACAGUAGUAACUGGACAGUACACGUUAUUAAUACUCUUCUACAGCAGUUGUUUGUUGGACCAGAGGGGACAAUGUUAGGUAUUUGUAUGGUAUGAUGAUGAUGAUGAUGAUGAU
Molecule: messenger RNA, 3802 nt
Organism: Seriola dumerili (greater amberjack)
Lineage: Eukaryota; Metazoa; Chordata; Actinopteri; Carangiformes; Carangidae
Gene: jhy
Product: junctional cadherin complex regulator
Exons: 7
Coding region: 1-1572 (523 amino acids)
Biological process (GO): axoneme assembly
Source: RefSeq, a predicted model, not a curated record